Pisolithus orientalis is the source of this 1438-nucleotide messenger RNA. RefSeq names its product aromatic compound dioxygenase. The transcript is spliced from 10 exons. Bases 272 to 1273 code for a protein of 333 amino acids. Gene Ontology annotation, molecular function: catechol 1,2-dioxygenase activity; ferric iron binding. Lineage: Eukaryota; Fungi; Basidiomycota; Agaricomycetes; Boletales; Pisolithaceae. Gene Ontology annotation, biological process: catechol-containing compound metabolic process. The record is from RefSeq and is a predicted model, not a curated record.
CAGUGCUAAAAAGAGCACUGCCCCCUGUGUGUCAACAUGUCAAUUCGAGGUGACGUGCGGGUCCAGAGCAUACUUAUACACGGUGAUGGAGCUAUCGCAACAGGUGUUGCAGGGCUGUCCAACUCAAAGUGCUGGCGAGCGGAACAGCGAAGUUGGGGUGCGGUCAUCUCGAAGUUAGCGCCUGGCCAAUGAAUCGGGUUCUUGGCUGUGUGUGCCUUGUUGAAAAGUCGGUUUGACUAUUCAACAAGUCCUCUUUCGUAGUACUUCCAACAUGACCGAACAAGCAAGCAGUGAUAGCACCCCGGCUUUACCAGCCAAAGCCAUGUCGAAUGGCAUUCCUCCCCGCUUCGACCUGCCGAUACCUGACCGAGCGGACACCAUAACGGACAACGUCCUCAAGCUUGCCGAGGCAACACCAAAUCCACGGCUGAGGUUCAUCUUCCAAACCCUCAUCAAGCACCUUCAUGGAUUUGUCAAUGAAACCGACCUCACUACAGAGGAGUGGAUGACAGCCAUCCAGUUCCUGACCCGCGUGGGGCAGACGCACACUUCUUCCCGUCCAGAAAUGAACACCCUCUCAUCGGUGCUUGGGGUUUCGGCCUUGGUUGAUGCUCUUAAUAAUCCUGUGGAAGGAAACGCCACUGAAAGCACAUUGCUCGGCCCUUUCUACACCGACGAUACUGCGCACAUUGCGAACGGUGAAGGUAUUGCAUCCGAGGGCAAAGGAGAGUACAUGUAUGUCGAGGGCCAAGUCGUAACUACGGAAGGAGUGCCGAUACCAGGGGCCAUCAUCGAUGCGUGGGAGUCGGACUCAGAUGGCUUUUAUGACAUGCAAUUUAGCAACCGCUCUCACCCCGAUUGUCGCGGACGUCUUCAAUGCGCCAACGACGGAAGUUUUGGUUUCCGUGCUGUAGUACCAGCUCCUUAUCCUAUUCCCGGAGAUGGACCAGUGAGCGAGCUUCUGCUUGCCAUGAAUCGUCACAAUAUGCGUCCUAGUCAUUUGCAUAUCAUGGUAGAGGCACCUGGAUAUCGCAAACUUGUCACUGCAUUCUUUCCGGAAGGUUGCAAAUACAUUCAAAGUGACAGUGUAUUUGGGAUCAAGAAAUCUCUUAUAGUUAAACUGGAGCAUAUCGAUGAUGAAGGGGAAACUCGCAAACGAGGGUUCCCUACGGGUGCCUCUUUCAAGCUCAUGCGAUUGAGGAUCGUCAUGCUGACGAACGAACAAUUCAAAUCUUACCGAGCCAAGAAUGCGGAAUCGAAAAGAACGGCGUGAUACCGGUGCAAUUAGCAUGAAUGGAUGAGAUUUCGAUGAAUACCCAAGAAGCAGCGGUGUUGUUCUGUAUACGUUUUGCCAGACAUUCUUACUGCUAUCAUACGGGAACCUUGCUUGACCCUCUCAUCACCGCUACAUGAAAUGCUGGGCAGCAGCAACGGUAAC